Microsporum canis CBS 113480 is the source of this 1239-nucleotide messenger RNA. Its product is annotated as D-galacturonic acid reductase. Gene Ontology annotation, biological process: NADPH regeneration. Gene Ontology annotation, cellular component: cytoplasm. The transcript has 5 exons. The record is from RefSeq and is a predicted model, not a curated record. NCBI's taxonomy places the organism in Eukaryota, Fungi, Ascomycota, Eurotiomycetes, Onygenales, Arthrodermataceae. Gene Ontology annotation, molecular function: nucleotide binding; oxidoreductase activity. The coding region runs from base 1 to 1239 and encodes 412 amino acids.
AUGGCUCCUCCUGACGUGCUGAUGGUUGGGACAGGUGAGUAUACUACUGGUUUUGUAGGAGGCACUGCUUCCACCUCGGACAAGAAAGUGGGAGUUGUUGGCCUGACGAUGUUUGACCUACGGAGGCGGGGGAAGGUCGGUAAGCUGAGCAUGGCUGGCGUAUCAGGCUUGAAGUUUCCGUCUAUCAGAAAGCACCUUGAAAAAAACAUAUCAGAGGUGUAUAACGGGCUAUCCGUCUUGUUUGAAUCUUAUCCAGCAGACGACAAGGUCGACCCAAAUGCAUACAAGGCUGCAAUUGACGCACUAAAGCCUGGCUCAGCCAUUACUAUAUUUACUCCAGAUACCACACAUUAUGAAAUCGCGUUAUACGCUAUCCGCCGUAAUAUCCACGUCCUCAUCACCAAGCCUGCUACAAAGGUGCUGGAUGAACAUCUCGAGCUACUAGCAGAAUCUCGAAAGCAUAACGUUUUCGUAUUCAUCGAGCACCAUAAGCGUUUCGAUCCUGCAUACUCGGAUGCACGUAACAAGGUUCGGAAGCUGGGUGAUUUUAACUAUUUUUACAGCUACAUGAGCCAGCCUAAGAGCCAGCUAGAGACCUUUAAAGCCUGGGCUGGUAAGGAUAGUGACAUCUCGUAUUAUCUCAACUCUCACCAUGUGGACAUCUGUGAGAGUAUGGUUCCGGAGUAUACACCGGUUAAGGUAACAGCCUCAGCCUCAAAGGGAACAUCUAUCGAGCUUGGCUGUGUUGAGAAAACAGAAGACACCAUCACCCUGCUUGUUGAGUGGAGGAAGAAGGAGGAGCCUUCCAAGGUUGCAACGGGCGUAUAUACUGCAAGCUGGACUGCGCCUCAACAGGCUGGAGUUCACUCUAAUCAAUACUUCCAUUGGAUGGGAUCGAAGGGCGAGAUCAGAAUAAACCAAGCCAAGAGAGGAUACGAUAUUACAACCGAUGAUGGCCUCGUGUGGUGCAACCCUUUCUAUAUGAGCUAUGCUCCUGAUGAGGAAGGGAACUUCGGAGGCCAGAGGGGCUAUGGGUAUAUCAGCUUCGAAAAGUUUAUUGAUGCGGUCACUGCCCUGAACGAAGGGCGGGUGACUCUAGAUCAACUUGACCAGCGAGGAUUGCCAACGCUAAAGAACACAAUCGCAACGACGGCGAUCUUACAUGCUGGACGUAUCUCAUUAGAUGAGCAGCGUUUUGUUGAGAUCCUGAGGGAAGCGGACACAUGGACAGUAAAGUAG